UCAGCCUGGCUGGCAGACCCAAAUCCAGCAAGUUGCAAAGGUAAAAGCCCGAGACCUAUCAUGGGGCACGGACUCAACAGUAUUUCAGCCUCGGAGCUGGACAAGUUCAUAGAGGAUUACCUCCUUCCGGACAGCAGCUUUGGUGCUGAUGUCAAAUUAGCCAUCAAUAUCGUGUGUGAUUUCCUGAAGGAGAGAUGCUUCCGAGGUGCUGCCCACCCAGUGAGGGUCUCCAAGGUGGUAAAGGGUGGAUCCUCAGGCAAAGGCACCACGAUCAAGGGAAAGUCAGACGCUGACCUGGUGGUGUUCCUUAACAAUCUCACCAGCUUUGAGGAUCAGUUAAAGCGACGGGGAGAGUUCAUCAAGGAAAUUAAGAAACAGUUGUAUGAGGUUCAGCGUGAGAGACAUUUUAGAGUCAAGUUUGAGGUCCAGAGUUCAUGGUGGCCCAAUGCUCGGUCUCUGAGCUUCAAGUUGAGCGCCCCCCACCUUCAUCAAGAGGUGGAGUUUGAUGUGCUUCCAGCCUUUGAUGUCCUGGGUCAUGUUACCAUAUACAGCAAGCCUGAUCCCGAAAUCUACGCCAAUCUCAUCAAGAAGUGCCUCUACCUGCAGAAGGAGGGCGAGUUCUCUACCUGCUUCACUGAGCUCCAGCGGAACUUCCUGAAGCAGCGCCCAACCAAGGUGAAGAGUCUCAUCCGCCUGGUCAAGCACUGGUACCAACUGUGUCAGGAGAAGCUGGGGAAGCCGCUGCCCCCACAGUACGCCCUGGAGCUGCUCACAGUCCAUGCCUGGGAGCGCGGGAAUGGUUCUGUUGAUUUUGACACAGCCCAGGGCUUCAGAACUGUCUUAGAACUGGUCACCAAGUACAAGCAGCUUCGAAUCUACUGGACAAUGUACUAUGACUUUGAACACCAGGAGGUCUCCAGCUACCUGCACAGACAGCUCACAGGAGUCAGGCCUGUGAUCCUGGAUCCUGCAGACCCAACAGGAAACGUUGCAGGUUCGAACUCAGAGGGCUGGCGGCGACUAGCAGGAGAGGCUGCCGCCUGGCUGCGGUACCCAUGCUUUAAGUACAGGGACCGUUCCUCAGUGUGCUCCUGGGAUGUGCCGGUGAGAACAUGUCACCAUCCUUUCCCUUCCCAACACCCUCAUUCUCUUCAUCUAUCUGGAGAAUGUUCUCACAAAGAUGUGGUCUCCUCGCUCCUGUGGAGGCCAGCGGCUCUCCUUAUUUCAUGGCCAUUUUAACACCGUUCGUAGAUCUCAUGGGCUCACAGGAUGGCUCAGUGGGUAUAGGCACUUGCUGCCAACCCAAAUGACCUGGGUUUGAUCCCAGGAACUCCUCUGGCAGAAGAAGAGAACCAAAUCCCCAAAGUUAUCCUCUGACCUUCAUCUCUGAUGUUACACACAUGGACAUGAGCGCGCGCGUGCGCGCACACACACACACACACACACACACACACACACAGGUUGCCUAUACCCAGUCACACACACAUAUCACCCACACAUAGACACACAUAUACAUAGACUUGGAGACCUGAAGCCACUGGCUCAGGGACACUCAGAUGAGUGUUGUGGGGCUGGUAUCCUGUGGAUUCUGAAGCCACUGUCUGGUCCAUGAAGCAGGCUGUCUUCCCUGUCUCAUUGUCACGUGACCAAUGGGACUCAGCGGGGCUGUGUCACAGCCACAGAGGCACAGAGGGACCUGCACUUGGACCUUUCCCCUCCUGGGGCGGGGUCUUCCUGUUGCUAGGGAACCGGUGAUGCCGUGAGUGCCCUCCAGAUGGAGGUUAGCAUGGCUUCAGGGAUGUUGGAACCAUAACCCGGGUCAGGAAGGAAGU
Grammomys surdaster is the source of this 1832-nucleotide messenger RNA. RefSeq names its product 2'-5'-oligoadenylate synthase 1A-like. Gene Ontology annotation, biological process: defense response to virus; regulation of ribonuclease activity; negative regulation of viral genome replication. Gene Ontology annotation, molecular function: 2'-5'-oligoadenylate synthetase activity; double-stranded RNA binding. The transcript is spliced from 5 exons. The record is from RefSeq and is a predicted model, not a curated record. The coding region runs from base 61 to 1239 and encodes 392 amino acids. Lineage: Eukaryota; Metazoa; Chordata; Mammalia; Rodentia; Muridae. Gene Ontology annotation, cellular component: membrane; nucleoplasm; cytosol.